Molecule: messenger RNA, 3051 nt
Organism: Eimeria necatrix
Lineage: Eukaryota; Apicomplexa; Conoidasida; Eucoccidiorida; Eimeriidae
Product: 1,4-alpha-glucan branching enzyme, putative
Exons: 12
Coding region: 1-3051 (1016 amino acids)
Biological process (GO): glycogen biosynthetic process
Cellular component (GO): cytosol; cytoplasm
Molecular function (GO): 1,4-alpha-glucan branching enzyme activity; hydrolase activity, hydrolyzing O-glycosyl compounds; cation binding
Source: RefSeq, a predicted model, not a curated record
AUGGCAGACAGUACGCAAGCUCAAGCGCAGGAGUUCGGGCUGAGAAAGGCCCCGACGAGCAACAGUAAAGCCACAGAGGAAGUCUCCUCACCCUCCUGCUUUCGGCACCCUUCACAGGACCCAGCUGGCACAGAGACCCGGGACUCGCCGACAAUGGAGGCACUGACCACACAGUUGAAUGAAGCAGGCCGAAUUUCGGGGACCGAUAGUUUAGUUGCGCAGGAUAAAUCUCGCGUGGACUUGCAUCCGACUAAGCAAGGGACCACGGCUUUUGAUAGCCGCAGCACAAAUGGCGCAUCCCUCACAUACGAGGCAAAACAGCACGGGACUGAAGAUGGCGUUCCUCCUCCAAGAGCUAUAGAGCGGACCACCGCGUGCACAUCUGGGUACAUACCUACGUCUGGUCCCAAAGAACAGCCUUACACAAAUAUGAAUGAUGUAGCGAAAGUCGACCAUGUGGAAGAGGCGCAGCGCCAUGAUCAAACUCAUUUCAUGGCAGUCCCUAUUGACGUCCUUCCCCCCAACGCGGACAUCCCCGAAUAUGAUAUGCAUUUGCUGAAUCUAGCGAGGCAUGCGGAUCCCUUUAGGAUGCUUGGCUGCCACAAAGUGGAAUGUGCAGAAAGUGACAAGAGAAUAGUGGUCGUCCGCGUGUGGCUCAAGAACGUUGAUCAUGUGGAGCUCAGACCGAGAGCAGGAGUUUCGGAUUGGCGUCUACCGCCGCCUCUAGAGUCUGUGCAACUUGAGAGGAAGGGGGAAUUGCUAUUUCACAAGGCAAGCGCGAACGCCAGAGCUGGGAGUGCCUUUGAAAUGUACACUACUGACCCAUCCGCCUCCUCUCGAGGUUGCCCAGUGAAGAGCUCAGACCCUUAUGUCCCUCUGGAUUACGAGUUGUUGGUACGAGGGGAGGGGGAAGAGACCCCACGUGUGGUGUACGACACCUACUCAUUUGGAAUGACUGUUCCUCAGUACAACUUAGAGCUUUUUCAGUCUGGCUCCUGCUGGCACGUGGACAAUUUGAUGGGUUCUCACAUCAUAACUGUUGACGGCGUCACCGGAGUUAGAUUUGCAGUGUGGGCACCAAACUGCAUUUGCGUUUCCGUGGUGGGUGACUGGAAUGGCUGGGACGGCCGCGCUCACCCGAUGCGGAAAAGGGUGGAGUUCGGCUGCUGGGAUCUAUUUAUUCCAGGCAUCGGUGCAGGGGAAAAGUACGGUUACAGAAUACAUGCCAGAAAUGGAACAGAUUUCAUUAAAAUCGACCCUUACGCCCAGGAAUUUGAGGUGCCUCCGAAAACUGCCAGCAUCAUUAGCGCCUGCGACGACGCAUUCAAACCUGCUGAGUCCCGCUACCAGUGGCACGACCAGGAAUGGAUGGCGAGACGUAAAGUACUCGGAGAGACUGAUCAGCUCCACAGGGAGCCGAUGUCUAUCUACGAAGUGCACCUUCCGAGCUGGAUGAGGGGACAGGACGGACGUUACCUUAGCUACCGGGAACUGGCUGAUAGACUAGUACCGCAUGUGAAGAACAUGAAUUUCACGCACGUGGAGUUCCUUCCUCUGGCCCAUCACCCGUUUGAGGGGUCCUGGGGUUAUCAAGUUACAGGCCUCUAUGCUCCAUACAGCCGCUUGGGAAACCCAGAUGACUUCAAGUACUUGGUCGACACUUUGCACCAGGCCAACAUUGGGGUAUUUAUCGACUUUGUGCCGGCGCACUUCUGCAAGGAUUCAUGGGGCCUUGUCUAUUACGACGGAGAGCCUUGCUACGAGUAUGCAGACCCGAGAGAGGGGGAGCACAAACUUUGGGGAACCGCAGUGUUUAAUUAUCGCCGCAAUGAAGUGCGGUCGUUCUUACUGGGCGCCGCCUACCAUUGGCUGCGGCGUUACCACAUAGAUGGGUUGCGAAUCGAUGCCGUUUCUUCUAUGCUGUAUAAAAAUCAUCAGAAGAAGGACGGGGAGUGGCUACCAAAUGAACAUGGGGGUGACGCAAACUUGCAGGCCAUCUCCUUGCUCCAGGAGCUCAACUGGGUCGUCCACAAAGAAUUCCCCGGAGUUUUUACCAUGGCUGAGGAGAGCACCAGCUGGAGAGGAGUAACUGACAAAGCAGAUGGUCAGGCUAGUGCACUAGUGCACCCCACUGCGCCGUCACUAGAAAGCAGCAGACGUCUCGGUUUCGACGCUAAGUGGGACUUGGGUUGGAUGAAUGACACGCUUUCCUAUUUAUGCUGCCCUGUGGAGAAUCGCCGAAAGUGCCACAACAAACUCACAUUCAGGGGGCUCUAUAUGGCACAUGAAAGAUGGAUUCUGCCUCUUUCUCAUGAUGAAGUAGUGAGUGGGAAGGGUAGCUUGCUGGAUAAAUGUGGCUACUUGGGAACUCCUUUUGAAGAUCGUAUAAGGACUCUGAAGACGCUUUACGGCUUCCAAAUCGGAAUGCCAGGCAGACCUCUUAUCUUCAUGGGAGGAGAGAUUGGCCAAGGAAGGGAGUGGAAGGACAACAGGUCGGUCGACUGGCACGAGGGGGAGGAAGAGCUGCGUAAAAAGUUGUGUAUAUGGGUAUCUGACCUCUUGGGGCUCUACAAAAGUCAGCCAGCUCUACACGCAGGAGACGACGAAACAUGGAACUUCAAGUGGACAGACUGUGAUAACAACAACGACUGCAUUGUGGCAUUCCUUCGCUCAUACGAGUUCUGGUUCAAUGAUAUUCUAGUUGUCUGCAACUUCUCGCCACAGGCGUACUACAGAUAUCCUGUGGGAGUUCCACACGGCGGUGAGUGGCAGUUGUUGCUUAAUUCAGACGACUGGAAGUAUGCGGGGGGAAUGUGCGGAAGGGGAAACGGCUCGUAUAUCCAUACAACGCAGGGAGGCAGGCUGGGCUGGCCGUACUGCUUAUGGUUAGACGUUCCCGGCAACGGUUGCUUGUAUUUGAAAGCGCCGCAGCCUUCAGCUGAGGAGAAGAAGAGGAUGAUCAGUGAAUCUCAGCGUGCUAAGGAGCCGGCUGAUCGAGAAGGGAAAACGGGAGAUGCAGGCCCCAAAGACCAGCCGGAGGGGUCAAGUUAG